GAUUCCAAUCACAGACGAACCUCUUCACCGGAUGGGGCUGAAAAGCUGAAAGCCAAGGAGAGAAGGCAUAACGGAAAAAUGAUGAUACACUACUGUGUGCAAGGACCCGUUUGGAAGAACUCAACUACUAUGGCUUUCUCCCGCCGUUUCCAAACGGGUCCCUGGAAGAGCAGAGAAGCCAAUAAGCUCAAUUGCAAUGGGGAAGGCUUAAUGAGGAAGAAGGGAUGGAGAAAUGUCGUGGUGUGUCAAGGGUUCCUGUUACCGGUGGAUCCAUGGGCGCCCACUAUUGAUUCUCAGAGCAUAGCUUCUCAGCUCUUCGCUGUCUCCCUCUUCCCUUACCUCGGUUUUUUGUAUUUCAUCACCAAGUCCAAUACUGCCCCCAAGCUCACCCUCUUUGGCUUCUACUUUUUGCUUGCUUUCGUCGGCGCCACUAUUCCGGCAGGCAUUUAUGCAAAGGUGGAAUAUGGGACGUCACUAUCCAAUGUGGACUGGUUGCACGGAGGGGCUGAGUCGCUGCUUACCCUAACAAACAUAUUUAUCGUGUUGGGUCUGAGGGAUGCUCUUAGGAAGAAUAGAGAUGUGAAAGAAAUUGAAUCCAGUGGUUUUAUGAAGUCAAAAGAAGAAGAUAAUCCAAUUAUCUAAGAUAGCUAUUAUACAUCAUGGCAAGGUAGAAAAACAUUACCUUAAAAAAGCCGCUCUGUGGUUUCCUUGAUGUAUAUUGAUCGUGUUGUAUCUUAUUGUGUACGGAGUGCAAUAUAAUGGCAUCUAUCCCUUCAAAUAUUUAUGCUAAAGUCUCAGGUACAAAAGAAAGAUAUAGUUUUCAUUGUUUUUGCAGUAUUAUAGUUUUCUAUUCCUAUUAGGUGUGAAGUUCUGGAUUCCUGUUCCUACAGAGUUUAGCUGUUUAGGUUCAUUAUUUAUCUAUAAUUCUAUAUAAUCGCUGUAAUUGUCUCUAGCAAUUGAGAUGUUGUAUGUUCACAAGUCCACAGUCCUUUGAUUAAAAAGCAG
Molecule: messenger RNA, 1005 nt
Organism: Cuscuta epithymum
Lineage: Eukaryota; Viridiplantae; Streptophyta; Magnoliopsida; Solanales; Convolvulaceae
Source: the annotation of a GenBank genome assembly